AUGGCGCAAAAUCUGCCCAAGCUCGCCGAAUGGGAGCAAAUCAGUACGAAUGUCAUCCGUAUAUUGGGUGGGAAUCCGAGCAAGUUUACACUACAAGGCACCAACACAUAUUUACUGGGCCGAGGUCAGCGGCGCAUCCUCAUCGACACCGCGCAAGGAGAGAAGGCAUGGAUCUCGACCGUACGCGAGGCACUUGACGCCCAGAGCGACAAGCCCACUUCCAUCUCGACUGCAAUCCUCACACACUGGCACCCAGACCACAUCGGAGGCGUCAAAGACCUCGAAGCGGUGUUCCCGGACGUCAAAGUCUACAAAAACCUCCCAGAAUACGACCCGAAAGAGAUGCUAGACACGAGGCGCAUCAUCGACAUCCAGGACGGGCAACGCUUCCGGACCGACGGCGACAGCGGGAACGGGAUCGAGAUCCAAGCCAUCCACUCGCCGGGCCAUGCGAAGGACCACAUGGCAUUCAUCAUCACGGCGUCCUCCGACGCCAGCGAAGUGGGCGCCAUCUUCACCGCGGACAACGUGCUCGGCCACGGGACGGCCGUGUUUGAGGAUCUGGGCCUGUACCUCGACAGUUUGGCGCUGAUGAAGCGACACGUUCAGGAGAGCGUCCAGCAGCUGACGACGAGCGACGGUGUCGAACCCAAACGGGCCGCGUACCCGGGCCACGGUGCCGUGAUUGAAGAUGCGGUCGCCAAGAUCGACGAGUAUGUUGCGCACCGGCGCAUGCGGGAGCUCGAGGCGCUGAACGUCUUGAAAUACGGGACUGUGAAAGGCCCCGAAGGUGCCGUGUUGCCGGGGCACGACUCGAUCACGACGGUCGGCGAGAGCGACAGUGAAGGCGAGAGCGGCGCGGCCAAGGAAAUCACCAGCGCCAAGGAGUGGACGAGCAUGGAGAUGGUCAAGGUCAUCUACCGGCACUAUCCGGAGAAUCUCUUUGCGCCGGCAGAGUACGGGGUGUUGAUGGUCCUCGAGAAGUUGAAGCGGGAUGGGAAGGUUGUUAAGACGCAGGAGGGAAAAUGGAGGGUUAGUGAGAAGGCAACUCUGUAA
Molecule: messenger RNA, 1056 nt
Organism: Exophiala bonariae
Lineage: Eukaryota; Fungi; Ascomycota; Eurotiomycetes; Chaetothyriales; Herpotrichiellaceae
Exons: 2
Coding region: 1-1056 (351 amino acids)
Biological process (GO): secondary metabolite biosynthetic process
Source: RefSeq, a predicted model, not a curated record